AUGGGAAGUCCUUCUUUCCUCAGAGACCAGCUCACGCAGACAGGUUUGAACCAGAUCUCAGCUAUGGGUGUUGCCACACAAGUCAAAACCACCAAACACUCCUCAGGAAACCAGCUCCAUGCAUGUUUGAUUGAUUUUUGGUGUAGAUCAGUUGAGCCUGAUGAUAACGUCCAGUCGGCUGAAGUUGAGGGGUCUCCAGUCACUCUGAAGGGGUUUUUAGGCUUUGAGCCGUUCGGUGAACACGCUGUCAAUGCCAGCUGGGUGGCAGUACAGGAGCUGGAGAAACUGGGUUUGGGUCACGAUAUAAACCUUCACGUUGCUGAAGUUCCUGUGGAGUAUCAGGCGGUCCAGAGUCUUCUGCCGUCUCUAUGGAAACAGCAGCUUCCUCAAUUAGUGGUCCAUGUUGGAGUGUCCGGGAUGGCCACGACAGUAACGCUUGAACAGUGUGGUCAUAACCAGGGUUACAUGCGCCUGGAUAACUGCAGCUUCUGUCCGGAGUCACGCUGCUGUAUGGAGGGAGGACCCAACUGCAUUCAGUCUGUCAUAGACAUGGACGCCGUCUGCAAGAGAGUCAACUCCUCCGGGCUCGGCGUCUCUGUGUCUGUGUCAAAGGACGCCGGCAGGUAUCUGUGUGACUACACCUACUACAUGUCUCUGUUUCUGGGCGAGGGCAGGUCUGCGUUUGUGCAUGUUCCUCCUCUAGGGAAGCCCUACAGCGCGGAGCAGCUCGCUCAGGCCCUCAGGGCCGUCAUCCUGGAGAUGCUUGAACUGAUGGAGCACAACAAGGGAAAGAAACUCUGUCUGCACGACCAAUGAGAGCACAGGCCAAGUCUCGUACGCACAUAUGGAGCGUCGCUUUGGAUUCAAGAGUUCAUGCACAUUUGAAGACAUCAGUGUCUUAACUUGUGUGCUGCAUACUAGGAUCAGUCAGCUGGUUUGAGAUGCUAAACUCAAUCCUACGGCUGCGUUCAAAUAGUCAAGAAAGCACUUUAAUGGGGUGUACUUGAAACAUGCAGAGAUUUGGUAUUAUGCAUAAAAAAGACUUGGAAGUGAUGUGAAAACACUACGUAUACAUGGAGCUCUUUAAACAAAAAUGAUUUUUUUUUAAACAGUCAAGGCAGAAUUUCUAAAAUCAUUAUUCACCAGAUUAAGUAUGUCUGUAGUAUAAAAUCAUUUAAACCAGGGUUAUUAUAAUUAAUAAAUUUUUAAUGAUACAUUUUUCUCACCAUGAAAAUAGCCGUAGAAUCUGGCAUGGCAUUAAACACAAACAAAACUAAAACUUAAAUGAGUUAAACAGUUUGUUACUUGAAAUGAAAUAAACGU
Sinocyclocheilus rhinocerous is the source of this 1323-nucleotide messenger RNA. Its product is annotated as pyroglutamyl-peptidase 1-like. Bases 1 to 816 code for a protein of 271 amino acids. The transcript has 6 exons. Gene Ontology annotation, molecular function: pyroglutamyl-peptidase activity. Gene Ontology annotation, cellular component: cytosol. Lineage: Eukaryota; Metazoa; Chordata; Actinopteri; Cypriniformes; Cyprinidae. Gene Ontology annotation, biological process: proteolysis. The record is from RefSeq and is a predicted model, not a curated record.